This is a messenger RNA of Gambusia affinis (western mosquitofish), 6796 nucleotides long. It is a transcript of the gene dyrk1ab, whose product is annotated as dual-specificity tyrosine-(Y)-phosphorylation regulated kinase 1A, b. Lineage: Eukaryota; Metazoa; Chordata; Actinopteri; Cyprinodontiformes; Poeciliidae. The transcript has 11 exons. Gene Ontology annotation, biological process: peptidyl-serine phosphorylation; positive regulation of DNA-templated transcription; peptidyl-threonine phosphorylation. Bases 1004 to 3145 code for a protein of 713 amino acids. Gene Ontology annotation, cellular component: nucleus. The record is from RefSeq and is a predicted model, not a curated record. Gene Ontology annotation, molecular function: ATP binding; protein serine/threonine kinase activity; transcription coactivator activity.
CCCCUUGUGCGGCUGCUUUAAAUUCGGUUUCUGAUCCAACAUUUUAGUACAAUUUUAAAUCAGAAAAAUUUAUAUACCGGUGUGUAUACGUAUAUAUAUACAUAUAUAAUAGUUAAAGAACAGUGCUCGAAGAAGUUAAUUUGUUUUUAAAAAGCAGAAUAAUAAUUGAAAAUGACGUCCUCAUAAAAUAUCCCUGUUUUUUAUUUUUUCUUAAACUGCUUAUGUUCAUCUAGUAAAUUUUUAAGAGCUAACAUAAAUCUAUAUUCGGGUUUGUAAAUGUAAAUAUGACAAUACAAUGGAUAGGAAAGGGGGAAAAAAAAAAGGUAUGUGCUAGUCCUCAGAUGCGUUGCUGAUCUGUGGUCUAUCAUCUUACAGUUCCUCUUCUUCCUGCCAGUGGAUGUGUGGAUUUUUUUUUCAAUUUUUUUAUGCUUUUCCAUAGCUGGGUCAGCUUUCUAACGCUAUUAGAUGGAGUGCAGGUUUUGGGCUGUGCAGCUAUUUUGCUGUCAGGCUCUUGUGUUGAAAGCAACGUCUAAGUGUGCCAAAGUUCAAUUUUAUUUCUUGUUUAUUUCUUGUUUUCUCAUUGGAAAAUGGGAGCAGCUCUGCCCUGGCAACAAAAGUAGGCUAUUUGCAUACUGCGUUGUGAUUGGUCUGUGCAUUGAUGGGCUUGCCAAAUCACGCUGUAUCUCUGUGGUGAUAGGCUAUGCUAAUUAGGUGCUGUUGCUGGGAUUCUGAAUAGUGGUUACUGUGUAGCACUGGUGAAUUGUGUUGUCUGGAGAGAGAUGCUGAUAGCUGAACAUGCUAUUUAAUAAUUUUUUGAUUCCUUCUGGCUUAAAAUGAAGGAUGAUUCACUGUACAGUGUGGAGAUGCUGUGUUUUCACCCCUUCUCACUGCUAAACCUGCUGUUUUCCUCCCUUUUCCUCACAAAGGAGGAGAGACUUAAGCAUGCAAACCUUCGUCCGUCCGGCUUGCGCCCUCUUUUUCUUUACACACUGCUGGUCUUCAGAUGGCUGCUCCAAUGCCCCAUACGCACCAGCAGUACAGUGACCGCCACCAGCCAAGCACUGACCAAUCUGUUACGGUCUUACCGUACAGCGACCAGACACCACAGCUCACUGCCAAUCAGAGGCACAUGCCCCAGUGCUUUCGUGACCCAACUUCAGCUCCCCUGAGGAAGCUCUCCAUUGACCUUAUCAAAACAUACAAACACAUCAAUGAGGUGUAUUAUGCAAAAAAGAAGAGACGGCACCAACAGGGUCAGGGUGAAGACUCCAGUCACAAAAAGGAGAGGAAAGUCUUUAAUGAUGGCUAUGACGAUGAUAACUACGACUACAUCGUCAAGAAUGGGGAGAAGUGGAUGGACCGUUAUGAGAUUGAUUCCUUGAUAGGAAAAGGGUCAUUCGGACAGGUUGUAAAAGCGUACGACCGAGUAGAGCAAGAAUGGGUCGCCAUUAAGAUCAUUAAGAACAAGAAGGCUUUCCUCAACCAAGCCCAAAUAGAAGUGCGCCUCCUGGAGCUGAUGAACAAACAUGACACCGAGAUGAAAUACUACAUCGUUCACCUAAAGCGACACUUCAUGUUUCGGAACCACCUCUGCCUCGUGUUCGAGAUGCUUUCGUACAACCUCUACGACCUGCUCCGAAACACCAACUUCCGCGGCGUCUCGCUCAACCUCACCCGGAAGUUUGCCCAGCAGCUAUGCACGGCACUACUCUUCCUGGCCACGCCUGAGCUCAGCAUCAUCCACUGUGACCUGAAGCCGGAGAACAUUCUCCUCUGCAACCCUAAGAGGAGCGCCAUCAAAAUAGUGGACUUUGGCAGCUCAUGCCAACUGGGACAAAGGAUUUACCAAUAUAUCCAGAGUCGCUUCUACCGCUCCCCAGAGGUGCUGCUGGGAAUGCCCUACGACCUGGCCAUCGACAUGUGGUCCUUGGGUUGCAUCUUGGUAGAGAUGCAUACUGGAGAACCUCUCUUUAGUGGAGCCAAUGAGGUUGACCAGAUGAACAAAAUAGUCGAGGUUCUUGGCAUCCCACCUAAUCACAUAAUGGACCUAGCCCCCAAAGCCAGGAAGUUCUUUGAGAAGCUUUCGGAUGGUACAUGGAGUGUUAAGAAGACCAAAGAUGGCAAAAGGUAUAAACCUCCAGCUUCGCGGAAGCUCCACUCCAUCCUCGGUGUGGAAACAGGGGGUCCAGGUGGCCGGCGGGCGGGGGAGUCCGGCCACGCCGUUGCUGACUACUUGAAGUUCAAGGACCUGAUUCUUCGGAUGUUGGACUACGACCCCAAGAGUCGCAUCCAGCCCUACUACGCCCUGCAGCACAGCUUCUUCAAGAAGACUGCGGACGAGGGGACCAAUACGAGCAGUAGCGUGUCUACGAGCCCCGCGUUAGAGCAGUCCCAGUCUUCAGGAACCACCUCCAGCACCUCCUCAAGUUCAGGAGGAUCGUCUGGAACUAGUACCAGUGGCAGAGCGAGAUCAGACCCUACCCAUCACCACUUGCACAGUGGAGGACACUUUGGCACGACCAUGCCUGCCAUGGAUGGUGACAGCCUCUGUCCACAGGCAAGACAGGCUUACCCACCCCCACUGGUGUGGGGAGGCGGCGUCGGACCCGAGUCAGUCACUGGAGAAACCCACCCAGUCCAGGAGACCACCUUCCACGUUCCCCCCCAGCACCCCAAGGCCCUGCACCCCCACUCCCAUUUCCACCACCACCACGGGCAGAUGAUGGCGACGCGUCCGCGCCCGCGCCACUACACCUCCCCGACACACAGCUCUUCGACGCAGGACUCCAUGGAGGUGGUGCACGGCCACCUGUCCAUGACCUCCCUGUCUUCCUCUGCCUCCUCUUCCUCGACAUCGUCCUCUUCCACUGGGAACCAUGGGAACCAGGCCUACCAGCUCCGCCACUUGCCCGCCGGAGCCCUUGACUUUGGUCAGAACGGUGGGCUGAGCAUGGGGCUAGGUGCCUUCUCGAACCCACGGCAGGAGACUGGAAUGGCAGCGCACCCUGCAUUCUCCAUGGGCACGAACACUGGGCCUGGCCAUUACCUAGCGGAAGGCCACCUGGGCAUGAGGCAGGGCAUGGACCGGGAGGAGUCUCCAAUGACUGGAGUAUGUGUGCAGCAGAGUUCUAUGGCCAGUUCGUGACUGCACUGACAAUUUGGCUGUGUGUUUUUUUUUUUUUUUGUUUUGUUUUGUUUUUGUUUAUUCUUUUUUUUUUUUUUCUUUCCUUUCCCUCCUCCUCUCCCCCCGUGCGUCAUUUUUAAAGGUGGUGUUUUUUACUACAAGGUGUGUUGAGAACAAAAAGCUGCUCACGUCAGAAGGGAGAUAUCACUGAACCGCUUCUACAGAGAAAAAAAACAAAACAACAAACCCUUUGUUAAAAAGAAUAUAUGUAAUUUUUAUCUUUUUUUUUUUUGUUUAGUUUUUUUUUUGUUUGUUUGUUUUUGUUUGUUUGUUUGUUUCCUUUGCAAUCAUUAGGCACAAAAUAAUACUGCGGCGUAACCAUAGUGAGAUUGAGACAUCCAUCUUACCAUUUCACCAGUUUCAUGUAACCACAAAGUAAUCACCAUAUGGUAUUAUGUGGCAAAAAAAAAAGUCUUUGUUUUGAAGGAGCAUUUCAGGAGCAAAGGUCGGAGCUCGUCUCUCAGCUAGCUUGUUGGUGAAGAAAUGCUCCGGCGUCCUCUUUAGGUUCAAACUGUGGAGCGCCUGACAUUACUCUUCCACUUGGUCAGUAAUUAUUUUUGCCCUUUUUUUUUAAAAAAAAAGUGAAAUUUCACAUAAAAGCUGCUUGUAAAUCCUGUAGCUUGACAACAAGGGGGAAGUGUUUUUGCGGUGAUAUUUCUUGUUGUUGGUCUUUUUUUUUCUUUUUUUUUUUUUCCCCUUCUUUUGUGUGUGUAUGUGUGUGUGACUCUGUUAAAGGGGAACACACAGAGCUGGAGCCCGUGUGCUGGCCUGGUGGGGAGGGGGAGGAAGGGAUUCCUGCUGGGGAGGGGGGAGUGAAGUGGGAGGUCGGAUACCGACACCAGCCAGCGUUCAAAAAGGAGGAGGGAAGCACCACCAACAACAACAACCACCACCACCACCCCCAGACCCAACCCCACCACCUCAGGCCUAGAGGCCCUGUUGUCCCCAACAAGACGCAACCCGGGGGGGCGCGGGGGCCCGACACAGGCGAAGAGCAGCGACGGGGCACAGGAGACGAAAGGAUCCGGCCCAGUUAAAGGAAGACAGUCAGCGGCUGGUUCUAGAUAACCCUUUGGCCUUAUGACUCAUGGACUUUGAAUGGAAAUGGAGCUGGACAUUAUCAUUUGAAUUAAGAUGGCUUUUCUCUCUUUUCUCUCUCCCUCUCUCUCUCUCUCUCUCUCUCUUUCUCUAGACAGCCCUUAAUUCUUUAAGGAAAUUUAAAACAACUUAGAAAAGGUAAAUAAGAAUGGUAAACUGAGGCCUUUCUCGACAAAGAUUUCGUCUUCAGCAGGGGCCCCACAUAACAGGGUCUUAUUGUACACAACAACCUCCUAAACAUUACUUCCUUGAAAUUCACUGGUUAAGGAUUUUGCAAUGGAAAGAACUUUCUAUUCCAGAGUCUACCUUAUUAUUUUUGUUUUAUUUUUAAUUUUUAUUUUUUUUAUUUUUUAUUUUAUUUCCUCCCCCCCCCUUUUUGCAUGUAGUCCCUCAUCAGAACCACCCGCACAAGUCUCUCCAUCCAAAACAUGGAAACUGAAGAAAAAGAAAAAAAAGAAAACAAAACAAACAAACAAAAAAAAAAGAGUUAAGUGACUGCCUUUUUUCUCCUCAAAUUAUGCUGUGAAUUUUACAAGAAUUUAUUUUCCCUUUGGAUAUGUUUUUAUACCAAAGCAGUUGUUUUAUAGCAUAUAGGUGUCUGUAACCAAUAAUGUAGCAGUUCACCACUUUGACGCAAAGUUUAUCGAGAUCUUAUUUUAAUGUCAACACAAAACAGCUGCAAUAUAUUUACUUUUAGCAAAACUGGAGACCGUUGGCUAUUGUGUAUUCUGGCCAGAUUUGUUUGCAACGUUUUACCAAAACUUUUUUCCAUAUUAAAUUGGUAGAUUAUUUUGGGAGUCUUUAAAAAACAAGCAAAAAAACAAAAAACAAACAAAAAAAAAAAAACGGGAAAAAAACUUUGGUAUGUUAGAGAACUUGGUAGUUACUCUGCAGGCUACAGAGUAGCAAGAUAGAGGCUGAUGGUUUGAAAAAAAGGAGACUAAUGCGUUCUAUUUCUGUGUUUUGUUUUUUUUUCUUUUCUUUUUUUUCUUUUCUUUUUUUUUUUGCCCCUUCCCCCCAUCAUACUAUUUCAAAGGGUGUUGCUGCCUUUCAUACAUCAUUUGGUCAACUUAGCUAGUUUCUGCCGUGAUGCAAGACUUUGUCAUUGUCUUGCCAGGAUAAGGGUAUUUGUGGUAAACCAGUUUGUGUUGAAUGGUAUAGUUCUGAUUUUGGUAGGGCAAAUCCCCGUGAUUGUUGUCCUAUUCAAAGGGAGAGAAAAAAAAAAAGGUGUCUUGUCAGCCCCACCAUAACAGUGCUUUGCCUAGGCAGACAUGCAUGUCCUCAAAACAGUCAAUAACCAGAAUAUUAUUUUUUUUUUUAUAUCAGGGAUUUUAAAGUGCUUUCUUUGUUCUGUUGUUCAUUUUUACCACUUUUGAAAUUUGAAAAAUAAAAACAAAAGUAUUAUAAAAAAAACCACAAAACUGCCCACUGUCACCUUGCCAAUUAAGGGCGGGCCACAGGUCAUGCUGUUGUCAUUUUCUAAGAGAAACCAUCCUUUCAGCAGUCAUGCUUGGUAUUUCCACGAACACAAAUGUAAAGCUACCUAUAUUGAAGAUUGGGGUUUGAUCUGGAUGUCAAGAAUAAUUGCAGAUUUGCAAUCAUUUUAUUUUAUUUUUAUUUUCAUACCCUGCGGAAUUUGAGACAUUUAGGUCUUUUGUCAGUGGUUUUUAUUACUGGCACUCAUACUGGUACUAAACAUUCCAAAAAUAAAGACUGAAAAAAGAAAAAAAUUUGACUGAAGUGACUCGUAAGUGUGCGCCUAUUUCAGAUCAUGCUGAUUGACCUCUUAUUUAGAGCAGUUGUCAUGAAAUGCAGCCCCUUUUUAAUAGUUGAAAUAGAAUUUAUGUAUAUAUUUAUAUUUUUUUAAUAAAGGAAGUAUAGAACUCACUACCUUGCUCCUGCUGGUAUGUUGAUUAUGUUUGUCAAUUUGGUGACCAUUCAGUGGGCAGGAACUCCUGUUUUCUUAGUGGCAAAACCUUGCCUUUUGGCAAAGGUACUUGACUACAUCAGGACAACACUAUGAGGUAGGGUUUGAAUCAAACAGGGAAAGCUAGAUCUUCAAACCUUAAUAAUUUUCACAGGGUAUAUUGUAAGUGCAUGUACAUCACAAACCUUACUUUUGGUUAUAUGAGAAGCACAUGGUUGAAAAAAAAUGGUUCCAUCUUUCAUAAUAAGCCUGUUGAGUUUGUGGGUUAUACACAAACACAGAUAAUUGUCGACAUAUCUGAACACCCAACCGAAGUUGAAAUCCUUUUUAUUUAACUUGGAUUUAGCUUUUUUUUUUGUUUGUUUGGUUUUUUUUGUUGUUGUUUUUCAUUUUUUGGUUUCACUUUUUUUUUCCACUUUUUUUGUACAUGCAACAUGCACUAUAGAAUUGAACAGCAUGGGGGAAAGGAUAAGUCCAUGUAUCCACAGAUUGUAAGAUCUAGUCAAGACUUUGCUGUGUUUAUGACAAUGCCCUUUGUAUUAUAUUAAGACAGUCUUAUGUAUGAUAUAUAAAAGAAGUUAAUUGAA